Molecule: messenger RNA, 3656 nt
Organism: Manis pentadactyla (Chinese pangolin)
Lineage: Eukaryota; Metazoa; Chordata; Mammalia; Pholidota; Manidae
Gene: CUL4A
Product: cullin 4A
Exons: 20
Coding region: 155-2440 (761 amino acids)
Biological process (GO): protein ubiquitination; ubiquitin-dependent protein catabolic process; DNA damage response
Cellular component (GO): Cul4A-RING E3 ubiquitin ligase complex
Molecular function (GO): ubiquitin protein ligase binding
Source: RefSeq, a predicted model, not a curated record
UGUUGCUGGUCCCGCGGGGAGCGCGCCGCUGCCGGUUGGCCGCGCUCGCGAGCCGGGGUUCGGGCCGGGGCGGGCGCGCUCGGCGGCGCAGGGCGGGGCGGUUGGGCGCCGCGCUGACGGAGGGCGGGGCGGUGUCGAGCUGGCCGGCCGCGCCAUGGCCGACGAGGCCCCCAGGAAGGGCAGCCUGACUGCGCUAGUCGGACACACCAACGGCCUCACCAAGCCCGCGGCCCUGGCCGCGGCCGCCGUCUCCGCCAAGCCCGGGGGCGGCGGCGGCUCCAAGAAGCUCGUCAUCAAGAAUUUCCGAGACAGACCUAAAUUGCCUGAUAACUACACUCAGGACACCUGGCAGAAGCUUCAUGAGGCGGUGAAAGCCAUACAGAGUAGUACCUCCAUCAGGUACAACCUGGAAGAGCUCUACCAGGCUGUUGAAAAUCUUUGUUCUCACAAAGUGUCUCCGACACUGUACAAACAGCUGCGCCAGGUCUGUGAGGAUCGUGUCCGAGCUCAGAUUCUUCAGUUCAGAGAAGACUCACUAGAUAGCGUUUUAUUUUUAAAGAAGAUUAACACAUGUUGGCAAGACCACUGCAGACAAAUGAUCAUGAUCAGAAGUAUCUUUCUGUUUUUGGACCGCACUUACGUCCUCCAGAACUCCAUGCUUCCCUCUGUCUGGGAUAUGGGAUUAGAACUAUUUAGAAACCAUAUCAUAGGUGACAGAAUGGUUCAGAGUAAAACUAUCGAUGGCAUUCUACUAUUAAUCGAGCGAGAGAGGAACGGUGAAGCUGUGGACCGGGGCUUGCUGCGAGGCCUGCUGAGCAUGCUCUCUGACCUUCAGGUAUAUAAAGACUCAUUUGAAUUGAAAUUUUUGGAAGAAACUAAUUGUUUAUAUGCUGCAGAAGGCCAGAGGCUAAUGCAAGAAAGAGAGGUUCCAGAAUAUCUUAACCAUGUAAGUAAACGUCUAGAGGAAGAAGGAGACCGAGUGAUCACGUAUUUGGACCACAGCACACAGAAACCGCUGAUUGCGUGUGUGGAGAAACAGCUCUUAGGAGAACAUUUAACAGCAAUUCUGCAGAAAGGGCUGGACCAGUUGCUUGAUGAGAACAGAGUGCCUGACCUCACUCAGAUGUACCAGCUGUUCAGUCGUGUGAAGGGCGGGCAGCAGAGUCUCCUGCAGCACUGGAGCGACUACAUCAAGACUUUUGGGACAACAAUUGUUAUCAAUCCUGAGAAGGAUAAAGACAUGGUGCAGGACCUGCUGGAUUUCAAGGACAGGGUGGACCAUGUGGUAGAGGUCUGCUUCCAGAGGAAUGAGAAGUUCGUCAGCCUCAUGAAAGAGUCCUUCGAAACGUUCAUCAACAAGAGGCCAAACAAGCCCGCAGAGCUCAUCGCAAAGCAUGUUGAUUCAAAAUUGCGAGCGGGUAAUAAAGAAGCCACAGACGAAGAACUGGAGAGGACGCUGGACAAAAUCAUGAUCAUAUUCCGGUUCCUGCAUGGUAAAGAUGUCUUUGAAGCAUUUUAUAAAAAAGAUUUGGCAAAAAGACUCCUUGUUGGAAAAAGUGCCUCUGUCGAUGCUGAAAAGUCUAUGCUGUCAAAAUUAAAGCACGAGUGUGGUGCGGCUUUUACCAGCAAGCUGGAAGGCAUGUUCAAGGACAUGGAGCUCUCCAAGGACAUCAUGAUUCACUUCAAGCAGUAUAUGCAGAACCAGAGUGACCCAGGCUCUAUCGAUCUAACAGUGAAUAUACUUACCAUGGGGUACUGGCCGACAUACACACCUAUGGAGGUACACUUAACUCCAGAAAUGGUUAAGCUUCAGGAAAUAUUUAAGACAUUUUAUCUCGGGAAGCACAGCGGCCGAAAACUGCAGUGGCAGGCUACUCUGGGGCACGCUGUUUUAAAGGCAGAGUUUAAGGACGGGAAGAAGGAGUUCCAGGUGUCCCUCUUCCAGACCCUGGUGCUGCUCAUGUUCAAUGACGGGGAUGGGUUCAGCUUCGAAGAAAUAAGAACAGCCACGGGCAUCGAGGACAGUGAGCUGCGAAGGACGCUACAGUCCCUGGCCUGUGGCAGAGCACGUGUUCUGGUUAAAAGCCCCAAAGGAAAAGAGGUGGAAGAUGGGGACAGGUUCGUCUUCAAUGGCGAGUUCAAGCAUAAGCUGUUUCGAAUAAAGAUCAACCAAAUCCAGAUGAAGGAAACUGUUGAAGAACAGGUCAGCACCACUGAGCGAGUAUUUCAGGACAGGCAGUAUCAGAUCGACGCUGCCAUCGUCAGAAUAAUGAAGAUGAGGAAGACUCUUGGCCAUAACCUCCUGGUUUCUGAACUGUAUAAUCAGCUGAAAUUUCCAGUGAAGCCUGGAGAUUUGAAGAAGAGAAUUGAAUCUCUCAUAGACAGGGACUACAUGGAGAGAGACAGAGACAGUCCCAAUCAGUACCACUAUGUAGCCUGACGUGCUGGUCGGCCGCUCGCCCUCCAUGAGGCACUAGAGGGCAUCUCAGAGCAGUGAGUGUUCCGUGCUGUCCCUGGGCCUUGCUGGGACCGAGCCAGCGCGGGCACUUGUGGAUCGGAAGGACAGGAGGUGGCUCCUGGCCCUGCUUGACAAGACCUAAGGGCCUGCAGAUGGUACAUGUGUCUUUCCCUUUGGUUGUUGUUCUCGGCAUUUAAAUCUUUUCAGUUGCUCUGCAGAAUGACUGUGAGAUUGGACCAGAAGAUCCCGUAGCCGAGGGACGUUAGGAGGAAACGGUCAGUGUUGAAACAGGCUAAUCAGUUACGCAAGCUAAGCUGGCAUCUGUUUCAUUUAUUUUCAGAAAGUUUCCAACUUUGAGGACUGGUUUCUUUAUAAUGAGGUUUCUCGGUAAGGUCUCUGCCAUGCCAAGACAACAUUGGGUCUGACGUGUUCGAUGCCGUGAAGCCAUCGGCGGCUUUAUUUCCACAGUUACUUGUGAAUUUUCUGUUGAAGGGUUUGAGUGUGUUUGUGUUUCCCAUUCUGAGACUGAGUCUAGCAGUCCUGUUUGAUUGCUUUAAUUGCACCACUGUGUGAUUGCUCUGGGACAGUCUGGUUUUGUGUUCACAGCCGUGCACAGGGAAGGGCCGCUGCAAGCGCUUCUGUAGGGAACUUGGAGUCUUGCUGUGGGGAGGCAGAGGUAAUUUUGUCAGAUUGAAAGGAUUCGUUGGCACCUGGCUUCACAUGUGUAGGUAUACAAGUGAGGUUGGAGGGGAGUGGCUGUCAUUGUAGCUGUAACAAAGAUACUUUUGUGGUAACAUUUAAAAGUACUUUAUAUUUUACAUAAUAGCAUGUUUCAUUUUGAUUAAAAGCUACCAAAGGAAUUUUGAUCAUGGUAUAAGUGUUUAAAGCAAUAUUUUCUGGAAUAUACAAAGUUUAUAUAAUUUGAUUUUGUGCUAAAUUAUUAAAAGAUUCUCCCUUUUUGAAACAUGCGUGUUUAAAAUCUGGUAUCUUGUGGGCUUCCAUCUGAAAAUCCUCAUUCGUAGGUAUCAUCCUGAUUUCUGUAUCUGUGAAUUUUCAUUUGUGAGCUCUGUAGUAUGUGGUCUAUAAAAGACUAAAGAGAUUUUUACUAGUCAAGUUUUAAGUUCAUUGUCUCUAGAGAGUGUCAAUAUUGUAAUUUAAUGUAGACUUACCUGAAUAAAAUCAGUUUAAUUGGCCUUAA